AUGUCACCGACAAAGCGCGAACGCACGGCUUCUACCUCUCCCUCCUCUGACGGCCAUAUUGACAAGCGGCCUCGGGUCGAAGACGAAGAUGCCUCUACAGCAAAACCGUCUUCCAAUACGCUCAUAGACCAGCGCCCUCCUCUUGUACCAGAAAGCGAGACCUCCGAAACGGACAGCGAGACAGCCCUGACAGAAGACUAUGAGUCAGAUAACCACGAUAAGAUUGAAUAUGACAGAGAUUAUGGAGAAAUCAAUGAUGAGCAUAUGGGUGUUGUCAGUUGGGGAUGGGCUGAUACGCAUUUUCUUCACGAGCUAAACCCUACCUCGCAAAUCAGCAAUGAACAAGAGGCGGAUACUUCCUACUCCGAUACUCGCAUUUCUCUCUGGCAACAGGAGGAUCGAUGUUACAAUCCAACCAACAAGCUUAGAUAG
Molecule: messenger RNA, 432 nt
Organism: Neurospora tetrasperma FGSC 2508
Lineage: Eukaryota; Fungi; Ascomycota; Sordariomycetes; Sordariales; Sordariaceae
Exons: 2
Coding region: 1-432 (143 amino acids)
Source: RefSeq, a predicted model, not a curated record